Messenger RNA from Talaromyces proteolyticus, 1491 nucleotides. Its product is annotated as major facilitator superfamily domain-containing protein. The transcript is spliced from 6 exons. The record is from RefSeq and is a predicted model, not a curated record. NCBI's taxonomy places the organism in Eukaryota, Fungi, Ascomycota, Eurotiomycetes, Eurotiales, Trichocomaceae. Gene Ontology annotation, cellular component: membrane. Gene Ontology annotation, molecular function: transmembrane transporter activity. Gene Ontology annotation, biological process: transmembrane transport. Bases 1 to 1491 code for a protein of 496 amino acids.
AUGCACUCGGAAAAUGCUGAAGUUGAGAGUGGACCAAUUCAUAAAAUUGACACCCUCCACGGCGAUGAGGCCGUCAGAGUCAUCGCAGCCUAUGAGGGCGAGCAAACCUGGACUCAGGAGGAAGAGAAGAAACUACGCAAUAAAAUCGACUUGUGGUUGUUACCUGUACUUUGCAUUACAUACGCCUUACUAUAUGCCGAUAAGGUGCUGCUUGGACAGACAGCUCUAUUCGGAAUCUUGUCUGACUUGGGCUUGAAGACGGGGAAUCGUUACUCUAUGGCAUCGUCUAUCUUUUACCUGGGCUUCAUUCUAGGUGCUUAUCCUGCUAUAGUUCUCGCUCAAAGAUUCCCCAUCGAGCGUGUAGCAUCGCUUGUCAUCAUAGUAUGGGGUAUCACUCUUAUUUUAACUCCAGCAUGUCAAGAUUUCCGGGGGCUGUACGCUCAAAGGUUCUUCCUUGGCUUUACAGAAGCUGGUAUUAGUCCGAUGUUUAUGAUGAUUGUGGGGGGAUGGUAUAAAAAAGACGAACAGUCUCUACGUAUGGGUGCCUGGUACUCUUGUACAGGCUAUGUAUCUGUCGUCUCACCACUUGUCAACUGGGGUCUGGGCCAUAUCCAUGGUAGCUUGGCCCCGUGGAACUACAUGUACUUCUUCGCUGGUGGUAUGACGAUUAUCUGGGGCGCGCUUAUAUAUUUUAUUCUUCCUCCGGAUCCGAUCCGUGCAAAAGGAUUCGACGAGAGACAGCGGUUCAUUGCUGUAUCUCGAAUGCGCACAAACAACUCCGGAGUCCGCAACACUCACUUUAAGAAAGCCCAAGCAAUUGAAUUGCUCACAGAUAUUAAAUUUUGGUUAAUGUUCUUCUUUGCGUUUACUUCAAUGUUCGCAAAUGGGCCAAUCUCUACGUUUCAGGCAAUUAUCAUUGAUGGGUUGGGUUUCAGUGGACUUGAUUCGUUGCUCAUCAUGAUGCCCUCCGGUGCAUAUGCUGGUACAAUGAUGUUGAUUACGACUUAUCUUGCCUAUAAAUAUCCCGGAUGGAGAUCUUAUAUUAUUUUCCUUUGUCAGUUAGGCACUAUCACCGCCAGUCUUCUCCUUUGGUUGCUCCCCCGAUCAGCAGUCGGAGGCUUAUUGUUUGCUUUGUACAUCCUCCCGACGACUGGUUCUGCUUACGCUGUUUCUAUGGGACUUUUCCUUGCAAACAAUGCUGGGUAUACCAAGAGAUCUCUCACUUCAUCGGGUUUAUACAUCGGAUACGCUCUUGGAAAUUUCGCUGGUCCCCAGGUCUUCAGAUCGCAGGAUGCUCCGAAAUACAGUCUCGGCUUUGCAGUUGUAGUCGCCACUGCGGCUGUUGCAGCCGUUAUCGCUCUCAUAUAUCGCCUUGUGUGUGCUAGAGAAAAUCGUCGUCGCGACGAGUCCGGCACGUCAGAAGGAUUUGAGCAUGCCUAUGAAGAUGAUCUAACUGAUAAGAUGAAUCUGCAAUUCAGAUAUGUUCUCUAA